This is a messenger RNA of Leucoraja erinaceus (little skate), 4005 nucleotides long. RefSeq names its product ETS transcription factor ELK4 (gene elk4). Gene Ontology annotation, cellular component: nucleus. Gene Ontology annotation, biological process: cell differentiation; regulation of transcription by RNA polymerase II. Lineage: Eukaryota; Metazoa; Chordata; Chondrichthyes; Rajiformes; Rajidae. The transcript is spliced from 5 exons. Gene Ontology annotation, molecular function: sequence-specific DNA binding; DNA-binding transcription factor activity, RNA polymerase II-specific. Bases 567 to 1838 code for a protein of 423 amino acids. The record is from RefSeq and is a predicted model, not a curated record.
AACAACUCAGUGGAGAGUUGUUGAGCGAUGGAGAGAUUGUGGAGACUCCGUGCCCCUCCUGUGUGGGCGAGGGAUAGAGGGAGAGCGUGAAGCAAAACAAAAAUAAAAAUAGAAAGGUGGGAGGAGAAUCCUUAAAGUCCUGACUAGAUUGUCGUAGUCAGGGAGUAGGAGCGAGGAAGCCUCCAAGCCCUUCUCUCCCGCGCUGGUGAAAACCCCCCGGAGACAGCGGGCGCCGUGAAAUCAACGAGGGGAAAUUAACGUGAAAUUAACCUGCAACUGGAGACGGCGAGAAACCGACCAGGCUGACAUUGAGCGGUGGGAGCAGAGAGGGCGACCGGAGUCUCAAACACAGAGAGGAAAUGCAACCUUUACCCACAAUCGCUCCUUCUUCUUCCUCUCCACUCCCCCCACAGCCUCCUACAAAACGACCGCAGAGGCUUUUCUGUGGCCGCGAAAUCUAAUUCGAAUUUGACUUUACUAUUUUCAAAAUAGCAUGAUCACCUCGGAACUGGCGAUCGCAAUAAUUGCAGGAACUCGCUGGAGUUGGGCAGGUGGCAGUACCAACCAUGGACAACACCAUCACCCUGUGGCAGUUCUUGCUGCAGCUGCUCCUGGAGCCCAAGAACAACCACCUGAUCCGCUGGACGUCGAACGAUGGAGAGUUCAAGCUGCUGAAGGCCGAGGACGUGGCCAAACUCUGGGGCUUUCGCAAGAACAAACCCAACAUGAACUACGAUAAGCUGAGCCGAGCGUUGCGCUAUUAUUAUGACAAGAACAUUAUUAAAAAGGUGAACGGGCAGAAGUUUGUGUACAAGUUCGUGUGCUACCCGGAGAUUCUGAAGAUGGAUGGCAAUGUGGUGGGCAAGACUGAGAGCGGGGUCGAAUCCAACCUGCCGGAGAUGAGUAGACCACAGAAGGACAAGGAGAACCUCACCCUGGAGAAAGGAGUUCCGUCCUCCUCCAAGGUCUCCAGCCGCAACGAUUACAUCCGCUCAGGUCUCUAUUCUUCCUUCACCUUGAACUCCUUGCAAGCCAACCCGAACAUCUUCAAGUCCAUCAAGGUGGAGAACCCUGCGGAGAAGAUGCUGGAGGAGAAGAAGCAGCCCCCGGGUCAGGAGCCCGUGACGGUCAUUAAGUUUGUCACCAACCCGCCAAAAAGGUUGUCUCCGCCGCCCGGGGCGGAGGCCUCGGUGAUCCCCGCCCUCACGGUGGCCCCGCCCACGCCAGAGGCGGCUGAAGAGACGCUCUCCGUGCCGACCGUGGUGACCUCCUUCACCGCCGCCCCGCCCGUCUCCUCCGACUCGCCUUCGGCGCCUCUCCCCCUGAGCCCCGGCUCCCCGCUCUUGGCUUCCUCCUUCGACGCUCCCUCCCAGUUGCCCGUCGAGGCGGAGCUGGCCGCGGAGCCACCAGACGGCCCGGCCCCGGGGCCCGUGACCUCGUCGGACGGCGAGGACCUGUCGCUGGACGGCGCGGAGGCCAGGCACCAGAAGGGCCGGUCGAAGAAGCCCAGGGAGCUGGAACUCACGCCCACACUGGUCAUCACCAGCAGUGACCCCAGCCCCCUCGCCUUACCCAGCCCCCCCUUGCCAGCCUCAUCGCUCACGCCAGCCUACCUAACUCAGACUCCGUUCCUGUUGACUCCUAGCCCGCUGCUCUCCAGCAUACACUUCUGGAGCACUCUUAGCCCUGUGGCCACCCUCAGCCCAGCUCGGAUGACAGGAGCCAGCACUUUAUUUCAAUUUCCUAAUAUAGGCAACAGCCACAUGCAGAUCCCAUUCUCGAGUGUGGACGGCUCUUCGACGCCAACCUCCUUGUCUCCAGAUCUUCAAAAGGCCUGAUCGGGGGAAGGGUCAAAACUGGACAAUCUGCUCCGCCAAGGCUACCGGAGGGUCCACUCACUCACUACGUGAAAGACAGCGAGAUCCAGCGGUGACAACUGCCAACGUAACCCGCUAUCUCCAGCAUCCCGGUCUUUGAGAGUUCCUCGUUUGGCAACGGUGAUCAUGGAGGGGAAUGGCCUUAAUCCUGGCCAGAUGCCGAUGUGACAAUAUCCACUUUGUUUCUUUCAGGAUCCGAUUUGGGAUCCGCUUGCUUUAGUGAUUUCACUUUUUCGAACAACAGUGACGUUGCCCGGUGGUUCAUCGAUACAAGCGAUAAGAGGGAGACAACUUUUGCAUAUCUCGUGAUUUCAGCGACACUGUGUCCUUGUGCCAAGUCCCUUCAUUGUGUUUCGAAGUUCCCGCAGCGCAGACCGUUCGUGUGCGGUGGAGGAAUGUAUCUCCAAGUAGCCGGUGACGGGGUAUCUAGAUCUUUGUUGCUGCUCUCGGGCUUUCAUUCACUCACUCGUUCGUGGGGUUUUGGAGAGGAAGAUCGUGGAUAACUGGAAGACAAAGAGGAGUUGACGACAAGACUGACGCCUCCCUCGUUGAGCAACUGUGCUUGACGCCCAGUCAUUCUCAAACAUGCCACUGACUUCAGGAGUCUGGAUGACAUUUGCCCGACCACAUAACAUGGCUGCAGAUAGACACAAAAAGCUGGAGUAACUCAGCGGGUCAGGCAGCAUCUCUGGAGAAAAGGAAUAGGCGGCGUUUCGGAUCGAGACCCUUCUUCAGACUGACCCGAAACGUCACCUGUUCCUUCUCCCCAGAGAUGCUGUCCGGCCCUCUGAGUUACUCCAGCUUUUUUUGUGUCUGUCUUCGGCUUAAGCCAGCAUGUAUCUGAAGAAGUCUGAAGAUCAGUUGGAAGAAGGGUUUCGGCCCGAAACGUUGCCUAUUUUCUUCGCUCCAUUGAUGCUGCUGCACCCGCUGAGUUUCUCCAGCACUUUCGUUUACCAAUCUAUCUUCAGUUCCUUCCUGCACAUAUCAUUGCUGCAGUUCUCCUCUGCAUGUCUGUCUGAGGACCCCCAUGCGUUUAAGAAACCAGAGCUGACAAACUGGUGCCUGUCUGCAGUCUGCGCUGGGAUCCUUCUGCUCAAAGCCUUGCGGACGAUGUGAGCUCCCUCGCCUGGUAAUUCGUCAACGCCACUUUCGCAGCAGACAGACAGACAGACAUACAGCUAACCUUGCUGUGCAAGGCUGGAGAACUCCAUUUGCCAAAUAGCCAGUGGAAGGUCACACAGUAGACAGGGCAGAUAUGCAAAAGCGGAAUAUCACGCCACGUUUCCAGGAACAGCAUUAACCUCGGACAAUUGAAGCAGAAACUCCUGGAGACAUGCCGCACGUCAGGAGCGUUAAUAGGGAGAGAGAGAGAGAGUCAUAUCCUACACACUAGGGAUAAUUUACAGAAGCCAAUUAAACUACAAAUCCGAACGCAUUUGGACUGUGGGAGAAACUGGAGAAGAUUGCAAACUCCACACAGACAGCACCAUAGUCAGGCUCGAACCCGGGUCUCUGGCGCUGUACGGCAGCAACUCUACCGCUGCGCCACUGUGCAGCCAGCCCUCAAGCUUCUGCUCGAUGAAAUAUUAGCGCUAUCUAUCUCCAUUGAUGCUGCUGACAUGUUGAGUAUUUUCACCAGUUUUUUUUUCUUCUAAAUUUCUGAAUAUCGACUGUGUUUUGCUCCAGAACCCAUGUUAUUCUCUGUUCCCUAAUCCCCCUUGAUAUAGUAUGUGCCGCACUCACAAUGGGCUCCUCCCCCCAUCUUCUAGCUUCCAAUGCAUUCACCCCUCCAUCCCCAAUGUCCCUCCGGCUCUCCCCUUUGCUCUUCUAUCCUCCAUCCCGUUCUUGGUUUAUUUGCCUUUCCAUUUCCAAACCCACCGCCACGUUUCCCCGCUCUGACCAAAUAUACUAGCAGUGUCCUUGGCUCUGACCCAGUGCGUCUCACCCUCAAUCUGGGACCUUUCGAUGCAUUAAUUCCCUCCACCACGAGUCGUAGUCCAGGCUGGUUCCCGCUCUGCCUCUGUCCAUAAGCAAGAUUUAAAACACUCUUGCGUUCAAACGACAGGUUCCAGAUAUACACUAAUAUCGCGCGAGGGAAUCGUGCGAAAGUAUGAAGCCAUUCCCCCCC